Colletotrichum destructivum is the source of this 2995-nucleotide messenger RNA. RefSeq lists its product as uncharacterized. The transcript has 2 exons. Lineage: Eukaryota; Fungi; Ascomycota; Sordariomycetes; Glomerellales; Glomerellaceae. The record is from RefSeq and is a predicted model, not a curated record. The coding region runs from base 344 to 2245 and encodes 633 amino acids.
UCCAUCCGCGUCACCCAGACAACCCGCCUCCAGCAGCACCCGCGCCCGCACUGUAAACACCCAUCGGCCUGCUCCCACCCAACAAUUCGGACCAGGAGAUAUCUACAUACUCCUUUAACUUAUUCUACCUACCUACAUGAUACCGCCUCCAUCAAGGUAGUACUCUAUUACUCCGACGCUUUCACGGCCAUCCACCGCGAGGCGCGAACACAUGCAAGCUGCCUUCGAGCUCCUGGACACGAAGCAAUUCGAUACUAGCCACGACAUCGCCCUCUCAAAGACCUUCCCAGUGUUGCAUGAUAGAGCAUUGCCCGAUUAACACAGCAAUAUACUCACCUUCACGAUGGCCGAUAGCGACGACCAACCGCCCUCGCCAGGAGGGCCACUCAGUCCGAUGACUCCCGACCGCGCAAACCAGAAGCAACAGGCCCGCAACCUCUUCACAUCGCCUCGCAGCAGCCCCAGCGGUCGCGACAGCUCUGUGCACGACAAGAUAUCUCAGUUCAAUAACCUCGCCAUGCAGUCCAAGACACUCGAGCGCAAGACCGCCGACGCCGCCCUCAAGCGUGCUAUGCUGGGUCGCGAGGAAGCCGAGACCGAACUGCGCCGCUACCGCGACGAGUCCAAGGUCCUGCGUGUUCAGUUGGAAAAGGGCAAGGAGCGAGAGCAACGCGUCAGCGAGCGUCUCGAGACCGUCAUGGAACAAUACGGUCGCGCCAAAGAAACAUACGCCCAUACGAAAGCAGCAUGGGAGAAGGAGAUCAAGCUUGCGCGCAAAAAGACGUUCAAGAACGAGUCCCAAAUCAUCAAACUUCAAGAGGAGCUCAAGUCCGCCCGCGAAGGCUGGCGCCUGGCCUCGGACAACCUCGACGCCGAGAAGCUGCGCUCCAAGGCCCGCGAAGAAGAGGCUUUUCAGGCUCGCUAUCAAAUGGUCGGCAUGGAGCAGGAGCUCGGCGAGGCCUUUGAGCGCAUCAAGAUGCUCGAGCAGGAGCGUGACGCAUACAAGACCUUGGCGGCGGAGGAAGAAGUCGCUCGCAUAGCCGCCGAGGGUCGCAUCCCAUUACCCAAACCGCUCGACGCCGAACCGGACGACGAGUUUGCAUCACCCAAAAAGAAGAAGAAGGCAUCGCGAUUCUCGCUUUCGACGGUGGACAUAGUCUCCUCUGCCGCCAGCGAGGAAGAGAUUGAGGAGCUUUCUCUCCAAGUUUCCUGGGAACGCCAACGCGCAGACCGUGCAUACGAACUCGUCGACUUCUUGCAGGCCGAGUGCGAGCUGCGGUGCUGCCCUUGCGCCAAAACCCACAGAAGACAAAGCAUUAUCUCCCCGAGACAGAGCCUGGCUUCCAACAGGCCAAGCAUCAUGUCGCCGAGGCGCAGACUCAUGCCGCCGGCUGAGAUAGCUGACGCCAGUGAUCUGGUCAUUCUUCGCGGAAGUAGAGGGUCCUCUGCGGGUCGCCCAUCACUCGAUGCUUCUCAGAGCCCCCCGGCCGAUGAAAACGUCUUCAAGAAGUCCGAUGCUCCCAGGAGGUCGAGGGAGGAGCGCCGGAGCACCAUCUUCUGCGCCCGCGAGGGCAUUUUCCGAACGGUGUCUCUACAAGAGGCCGAGGAGAUCGAGGCCCAGCGGGAGCAGGAGAGAAAAGAGCACGAAUCCAGCGAGGAGUCUCCCAAUGAGCCUCCCACUCCCCACGAUGCUCCCCCGAGGUUCUCGCGCACACCCUCUCUCGAACCCCCUGACUUUGCUGUCCUCGCCCAGGAGCGCAUGUCGCUGGCAUCCCUCCUCAAUGCGCCCCACGGCGGCGCCGACGGCGAAGCCCACACCGCGCCUCUUCCCUCCAUCCCGACCAUGCCUGACAUGGAAGACCGUCCAGCGGCUCGUUUCUCAAGAAGCCCCUCGCCGAGCCCCAAAGAUACCGUCCGCCCACACACAGCAGCCGCGUUCUAUACCAAGACGACCACAACGACCGUUCCCGUCCGUGAUGAUAAGCCAAGGCCCCAGCCUAGGGUCGAACGCGGCCGCACGCCAUCAGGUGGCGACUGUCAGAUGUCUUUUGACAUCAACAACCCCGCCAUGACCCCAACCAUGACGCGCGAGGAGGCCCUGGCCCGCAUUCGCGAACGCCGAGGACGGGCCCGCUCCAUUGCACAAGGCACAGCGACGCCCCGCAAGAAGAUGAUCGAGGGUGCUGGCGAACGGCGAGAUGUUAGCGCCCCCGCCGGUCAGCCGUAUCCCAAGGCGAAGGUGUAGAGUUCCUUAUUGUCCGACGCGGGCUCGCCGGGUAGGAAACAGGGCACCGCCGGAUCAGUUCGCCCCAGCAAGGAUGUCAUCUCGCCCAACGUACAUCACGGGGACUAUGAUGUCGUCUCGCACUACGUUGACGAUGAGGCCUAUCCCCGAUUGACUGAAGCCCAAAACAUCACAAUGCGGAGCCGCCUGUGGAAGCUGACGCGGGACUCGCUCGCGCGCAGCUCGUUUGGCUGGUCGGCGACACGUACAUAAGAGAAGAAACAACAGAAACGCGCAAAACGACACGGGAAAAGGGAAGGCGUUUUGGUUCCCGGGCACGGGAAGUGGCAUACCCAGGAGCUUUCCCGCAUGGCUCAGGCGUUUUUCUUUACAUUUUGUUUUUCUUUUCCCAGGUGGAGGGAGGAUUCGUUUGCUACUUGUUGUUCGUUCGGCUGGCACCCUUCUCUCUAUUGUCUGCAUAGUCAACGGCGUUUCUCUUGAGCCGGAUUUGAAAAGGGGUAACGGCCUACCUUUCUCCGGGGGGAGGGGAAGGGCUGAGGGAUAUUUUGUUUUGACGAGGAGUUUUCUUAUUUUCCCAAACCUCAACGAUUGCGAUUACACACAUAUGCACAUCCUGCUGGGUCGCCUGGUCUGGUUUUCGUCACCUUUGACUGCUGUGCAUUAUGAUGAAAAUGAGGGGGCUUUGGGAGCUGGACUGGAGAGCGCGAUGGCAGUAUUGUGGUUCCAUCGCCUUGUUCUUUUUUCCUUCCU